Molecule: messenger RNA, 1113 nt
Organism: Fusarium mangiferae
Lineage: Eukaryota; Fungi; Ascomycota; Sordariomycetes; Hypocreales; Nectriaceae
Exons: 2
Coding region: 1-1113 (370 amino acids)
Molecular function (GO): ferric iron binding; oxidoreductase activity, acting on single donors with incorporation of molecular oxygen, incorporation of two atoms of oxygen
Source: RefSeq, a predicted model, not a curated record
AUGCCUUCUUUCAAGAGCCUCCUCACCAGCUUCGCCAUCGCGGCUAGCAUCGCCUCGGCCCAUCCAGGACAUGAUAUUGCUCACGAGGCCGCCGAACGUCGCGAGUUUCUCAAUUCUGUCAAGCGAUCCUCCCUCGCCCACUGUGCCCCCAAGCUUCGAGCUCGUGGUAUUGAGGCUCGCAACAUCGCUCGUCGUUCGGCCCAGGUUAACAAGGCUCGCCAGAAGCGAAGCUUGAAGAAGCGCGAUGCUGAUACCGCCCUGAACACUUCUCACAACAAGACUUCUCAAGGCUUCAGCCCUUGCACUGCCCCUUCGGUCCUGUUUGCCAGCAUCAACUCUUGUGUUUUGACUCCCGAGGUUACUCAGGGUCCUUACUAUGUGGCCGGCGAAUACGUUCGUGAGAACAUCAUUGAAGAUCAAGAGGGUCUUAACAUCAUCCUCGACUACCAGGUCAUUGACGUCGAAACCUGCGACCCUGUCCCCGAUGUCUACCUGGAGAUGUGGCACUGCAACUCCACUGGCGUGUACUCUGGUAUCGUUGCCAACGGCAAUGGCGAUAGCUCUGAUGAGACCAACAUUGACCAGACUUGGCUUCGAGGCAUUCAGAAGACCGACUCUGAUGGUGUUGCUCAGUUCGAGUCUAUCUUCCCUGGCCACUACACCAGCCGUGCUACUCAUAUCCACGUCAUGGUUCAUGCCAACGCGACUCUCCUUGCCAACCAGACCCUCGGCCGAGACAACUACGCCAGCCACGUUGGACAAGCCUUCUUCGACCAAGAUCUCAUCUCCCAAGUCGAAACCCUCGAGCCUUAUGCUUCCAACACCCAGGAACUCACCCUCAACGAAGAUGAUGGUAUUCUGAGCGAAGAGACACAGACCGAUGGUGUUGACCCCUUUAUGGAGUACACUCUUCUCGGCGACAGCAUCAGCGACGGUCUUUUCGCUUGGCUCGCUUUCGGCAUCAACUCCACCCAGUCCAGCUCCGUGUCUCCUGCUGCCUACUACUACAAGGAGGGAGGCGUUGCCAACGAGAACUCUGGUGGCGGUAUGGGCGGAUCUGCUCCUUCUGGUGCUGCUCCUGGAGGUACACCUCCGGCCAAGAUUGACGAGUAG